GCAUAUUAAUCCUUGUUAUUCUUCUUAUGUUAGAAUUAAAUUUCGAAGACCACAACUUUGCCGUUGCCCGAGUUUCAAAUUGCUCCUCUCAUAUAAUUUUCCGCGCGUCCCGUUGAUUACAGACUGAUUAUUUUAAUUUUUAAUUUUUAAUUUUUUUUGAAAAUCAAUUGAGCACUCGACCACGGAGACGGAGAUCCAAUGGCGAGCGAGACUGCAGAGACCAGCAAGGAAGCGAGGCUGGCCAUUCUUGAACUCGCCAACAUGAUCAGCGUUCCCAUGUCUCUAAACGCCAUCGUCCGCCUCAACGUCCCCGACGCCAUUUGGCAAGGCGGCUCCAACACCCCCCUCUCCGCCGCCCAGAUCCUCCGCCGCGUCCUCCCCUCCUCGAGCGGCGACGCCGAGAACGUCCAGCGCCUUCUCCGCAUGCUCGCCUCCUACGGCGUCUUCCAGGAGCACCUGACCGCCUCCGACGACGGUGGCGACGACAACCGCACCUACUCGCUGACGGAGAUCGGCAAGACCCUCGUCACCGAUGGGGACGGCCUGUCUUAUGCGCCGUACGUGCUGCAGCACCACCAGGAGGCGCUCAUGCGCGCGUGGGGCCUGGUCCACGAGGCCGUGAUGGACCCCACGACGGAGCCGUUCGCGAAGGCCAACGGAGAGCCGGCGUACGCCUACUACGGGAAGGAGCCGGAGAUGAACGGGUUGAUGCAGAGGGCGAUGUCGGGGGUAUCGGUGCCGUUCUUAAGGGCGAUGAUGGAGGGCUACGACGGGUUCACUGGGGCGGAGCGAGUGGUGGAUGUGGGUGGGAGUGCAGGGGAUUCCCUGAGAAUGAUCCUAGAGAAGCACCCCAAUGUGAGAGAAGGGAUCAACUUUGAUUUGCCGGAAGUCGUGGCGAAAGCUCGGGAAAUCGCCGGUGUCAAGCACGUCGGCGGUGAUAUGUUCAAGUCAGUUCCAGCCGGUGACGCUAUCUUCAUGAAGUGGGUUUUGACGACAUGGACUGAUGACGAAUGCAAAGUGAUAAUGAAGAACUGCUACGACGCCCUCCCCGCCGGCGGCAAGCUGAUCGCCUGCGAGCCGGUGCUGCCGAGGGAUUCCGACGACAGUCGUAGGACGCGGGCCCUCCUAGAAGGAGACAUCUUUGUGAUGACAAUCUACAGGGCCAAAGGCAAGCACAGGACCGAGGAGGAGUUCCGGCAGCUCGGCCUCGCCGCCGGCUUUGCUCGAUUCCGGUCAUUCUACGUCGACCAUUUCUAUACCGUCUUGGAAUUCCAGAAGUGAAGAACUAUUUUGGGUCUUUCUUAGAUUAUUAUUAUUAUUAUUAUGAAAGGAAGUGCAGAAUCUUAUUUGGAGACGAUCUCUUGCCACUGUCAUUUGUGUAAGAUACUAAGCUUGGUGUCUCUGAAGAGUGAGCUUUGGGCUAACCCAUUUUAAAUCAAUGGUUUGUAAGCAAAGUUAUUUGUUUUUGAAAGUUCAUGCGAUAAAAUUUUUAUGAC
Messenger RNA from Malania oleifera, 1496 nucleotides. RefSeq names its product nicotinate N-methyltransferase 1. Gene Ontology annotation, molecular function: O-methyltransferase activity; protein dimerization activity; S-adenosylmethionine-dependent methyltransferase activity. The transcript has 3 exons. The coding region runs from base 199 to 1281 and encodes 360 amino acids. Gene Ontology annotation, biological process: methylation. The record is from RefSeq and is a predicted model, not a curated record. Lineage: Eukaryota; Viridiplantae; Streptophyta; Magnoliopsida; Santalales; Ximeniaceae.